AAGUACAUACUGUGAUAUCUUAUAUUAUAAUGUUCAUUUCUCGCUUGAUUUUUUUUCAGAGACAGCAAUUUCUAUAAUUUGCAAAGUGAUUUUCGAUUAACUAUUUAUGGACAGAAAUUAUAUUACUUGUGGACUAAAUAUUAAACAAAUUUUUUAAUGUUUUUCUAUCUUUUCUUAUUCUUUGAUGCGCGAAGGAAAUACAUAGCUAACGAAAUAUCUUUCUUCGUGUUUACACGAAUCCGUUUCCAUGGCAGCGGAUUUGAAUCUCAGAGAGUGCGUAAAUAUUUGUAUAACGAUAUAUUUGCCGGGGAAGUUGUUAUAUUUUAUAUAUAAUAUUUUUUAUGAAACAUAACGAAAUAUGAUAGAAGCGGUUGAAUCUGACGAGCAAAUUAUUUUGAGCAUAAAAGAAGGAAAGGGUUUUGAACAAGUUUUACAACCAACAUUAUUGAUUGGGACCUUAAAUGGACAUUCUCUAGAAACUGACAAGAUAGAGCCAAGUUCAAAUCCACAGUAUGCGACUGACUUGAUUUGGGAGACCACUAAAACUGCAUUAAGAAAAAUGCGAUCAGGACAAACUCCAUUAAAAUUAGAAUGCUUUGCUUUUAAAGAGAACAAGGCUAAAGAAAGGAUUGGAUAUGUUUUGCUAAGUAUACGUUCUGCACACAUAAUAUCUAAACAUGGAGAUUUGAGUCCAAAGGCAAAUUGGCACAAGUUGUUGGGAUUAAAGAAUGAUCUUAAAAUACAAAAACCUGAAUUACUUCUCACAUUAAGAGUUGAAAAUAGAAAAAGUACAGAUUCAAACUCAAUGAUAGAGAUAAGCAAUUUGAUGACAGAAAAUGAAGUCAUUUUGCAAAGUGAUAAAAUAAUACCUUAUUUGCAUCCUGAUGAGCAAUUGAUUCAAGUGGGCCCUCCAAAUAUCUGUUGUGAAUUAUUCUUAUUGAGUAUCACAGCCACGUGUACAGAGAACUUAUAUCUGUUAUUACCUGAACCUCUAAGCAAUCAUGGUGUUGUGCGUUUUUUAUAUCGAGUUUUAGAAAAUGAUGUAGAACUGAAACCGUUCAAUAUAGAAUUUGAAGGAUCUUGUAUUUUUCAUGAAAAAGUGAUAGUGAAAAUACAAAGUUCUUUGAGUGUAUUAAAACAUUACCUACAAUCAAAGCCACAUUUUUUAAUAUUUUUGAAACAUGAAGAUAGUAUAAUAGCUGAAUCAUUGGUUAAUCUGCAAUCACUAAUACCUGUGGACAGUCUGCAAGAAUUUCUCAAAUGUACUACAAACGCGAGUAUUAUCUUACAUGAACGAUGUUUUCUAACUAAACUAGACGCAAUAGAGAAACCCAUUGAAAACCAAUAUCAAAAAUCCUAUCUCGAUUUACAAUUUGAACUGCAAUAUAUUGGAAGUAAAAUUGACAUUGUGCGUGAUUCUGAUACAAUAAUAAGUCCCAACAAUCCUAUAAUAUCUUGUAUUCAAUAUCAUAAUGAAGAAAAUACGAAUAAUAUCGGUCAGAGAUGUCCAGAGAUAGAAUCUCAUAGAAAUCCUAGCGGCGAUUUUGGAAAAAUUAAUUUCAAGAAUACACCUCGUGAAGUGAAACUGUUGGGUGCAACAGAAUGCAAAAAUAUAAAUGAACAGUCUGAUUGUCAGUGCGUGAAACAUCAAAUGGAUAAAAUUACAUAUUCACGCUCGUGUAAUGCGAUAUCUUGCAACUGCAUUAAUAACGAUUUCAAAUCUAUAGGAUCUUACCAUUGCUAUUGUCUAUAUAUUUCACUUGCGGCAAUAACAUUGGUAUCUACAAAAUUAUCUGGACGUCAAAUUGAAUUUCGAUUUCAUCAUCCAAAAGCCGAUAUCACGUCAAUGAUACAUGCGACAAUGCCAGCUUUAUCUGGCGAAAAAGUUAAAUUACAAGAAAUUGGAUGCCAAUUUCAUUUUAUAUCUACGCCAGACGAAAUAAAACAAUUAUUAAAAUCUUUUCCACCAAAGAUCAGUAUGUACGAUACGAACGGAAGCGCUGAACCAUUAUCGCUAUCGACGCUUGAUGUAAAACCUUUAUUUCAUCAGGAUAAGCCUGAGUGUCAAUAUAAAUUACCUCUGUAUGAUACAGAUCAAUGUAAAAUUGGUGAAAUAGACAUUUUACUUAAACUAGAGAAUCGUGGACCGCACUUUAUAUUAAAGAAAGAAACUAUUGGUAAAAAUCUAGGCCCACCAAUAUUGGAUGACAGCUUAGCAUAUAAAAUAGUAGAUGAGCUUGAAACAUGGAAGGAACGACAGAAGGAAAUGUUUAAAGCCGAGCUUAAGAGAAAGGAAGAACGUCAUCUGAACAUAUUGAGCGAGGAAUGGCAAAAACAAAAAGAGAAUCUAGAAUCGAAACUCGCAUGUAGCGUCGAGCAAUGUAAGAUACUAGCUAACAGCUUAAACAAUGCUACGGAAGAUUUAAGAACGCGCAGAUUAAAAAGUCUAGAAAACGAGACCAGAUUAAUUAAAGCAAACGAAGAUUUACAAUGGAGAUAUGAAACUAAGUUACAAGAGCUUAAAGAUUCCUUGGACGCGAUGCAAAAUGAUCUUACAUCAAAGAUAACCAAAUUAGAAGAGAAGAAAAUUGCUUUAGAAGCGCAAGUAGAAAUAUUAUUGUAUGAAAAUGAAACUUUGAAAUCAUCAACAAGUAAACAGGCGGAUGAAUUGCAAAUGUAUCAAAAGGCAUCUUUAACUAAGGAUCAAACAGCGUCUUUGUUGCAAGAAUUAAAAAUUCUCGAAGAAAAAUUAGACAAUGCCCAAAAGGGAAAAUCAUUUUUUAAAGAACAAUGGGGAAAAGCAGUUCGUGAGAUACACAAAAUGAAAGUAGAUCAUCAACAAGCCAUGCAAGUUCAAAUCAAGAAUAGUAAAGAAGAGCUGAAAAAUGUGGAUCUGGCCGAAAUUUUAGAUACAAGAGCUUUAAAUAACGAUCAAAUCUUGCUGAAGGAACUUCAGAAAGAGAUUGAUGUGAUCAAGCCGAAAAAAUCCUUUGCUCCGAAAGAAGAUUACAAUCAAAUAUUUAGAAUUAAUGACGUUUACUCCAAGAUUUCUUGCAAUAAUAAUAAAAUCAGAUCUGACAAAUCAGAAGAAUACAAUGACCGGUUGCAGGCAUUGAGGGAGGAACGCGAUUCUCUUUUAAAAACCGGAAGUUACGCGGCCGACGAUAUAGUGAUUAAAAAACUUAACACAGAGAUACGAUCCUUAUUGGUAAACAGGUAGCAAAUUUAUAUUCUGGCUUAACAUUUGUUGGUUAAUAUAUUUCUAUGUUAUGCAGGAAAACAUACAUACGAUUUUCGAAUAAAAAUUUGUGAUUGUACA
Messenger RNA from Formica exsecta, 3319 nucleotides. It is a transcript of the gene rha, whose product is annotated as centrosomal protein of 120 kDa-like. The transcript is spliced from 11 exons. Bases 359 to 3220 code for a protein of 953 amino acids. Gene Ontology annotation, cellular component: centrosome; centriole. The record is from RefSeq and is a predicted model, not a curated record. NCBI's taxonomy places the organism in Eukaryota, Metazoa, Arthropoda, Insecta, Hymenoptera, Formicidae. Gene Ontology annotation, biological process: centrosome cycle; interkinetic nuclear migration; positive regulation of centriole elongation.